Molecule: messenger RNA, 2541 nt
Organism: Anolis sagrei ordinatus
Lineage: Eukaryota; Metazoa; Chordata; Lepidosauria; Squamata; Anolidae
Gene: GAB3
Product: GRB2 associated binding protein 3
Biological process (GO): signal transduction
Cellular component (GO): cytoplasm
Molecular function (GO): signaling adaptor activity
Source: RefSeq, a predicted model, not a curated record
CCGCCCGCGUGGGCUGUGCGCGCUGCGUGUCGGCGGCCAGUGCGUGAGGGCGAGUGUGUGGAUGUGAGCGUGGAGAAAGAGGGGCUGCUGCCUCUCCCUCCGGAGGCACCGGGAAGCCCACCCUCGCGCCCCACGGAAAGGAGCCCACGGAAGGAGAGGAAGGGGCUCUCGGGUGGGGACCCCAAGAUGAGCGGAGGGCACGUCGUCUGCACCGGGUGGCUCAUCAAGUCCCCCCCGGAGAAGAAGCUCAAGAGAUACGCUUGGCGGAAGCGUUGGUUCGUGUUGCGCCAAGGCCGCAUGAGUGGCAACCCCGAUGUCCUGGAGUACUACCGGAACAGCCAUUCCAAGAAGCCCAUUCGGGUCAUCGACCUGAACGAGUGCGAGGUGGUCAAGCACUCCGGACUGAAUUUCAUCAAGAAGGAGUUCCAGAACAAUUUUGUCUUUGUUGUGAAGACGGCGUACCGCACCUUCUAUCUGGUGGCCAAGUCCGAGGAGGAGAUGCAAGCAUGGGUCCACCACAUCACCCAGAUCUGCAACUUUGGUCAUUUGGAAGACGGGACAGAUUCGGGUGACAGCUUGUCACACACCACUUCCUCGCCACAACCCUCGCCGGCCACUUCGGCCCACGCCUUGAGGAACGCAGAGACCUCUUCUUCAGCUGACCAGCCGAUCAGCGAUGCUUCUGCCGCCGAGGAGACGGCCAGCGAGUCGGAGUCCGUCUUCCUCCCGGACUAUCUCUUCUUAUCCAACUGUGAGACUGGGAAACUCAGCCAUGUCAGAUGCCACAGCUGGUCCAAUUCCGACCGGUCUCUUGAGCAGAACUCAUCCGAUGAUGUCUUUGUCGAUUUUGUGGCUUCCCAGCCCUCCCUCUUCCCACAGACCUCCGGUGGCCCAUUGCAGGAGAUCCUCUCGCCUACGUGCCAAGGGCUCCUUCCUAGGAACCCAGACUCAAGUGGGCCUCCUUCUAGCGAUUUCUCCUCGUCCUCUCCAUUAUCAGGACCUCCCUUGACGCCAACCUUUCUAGUCGAUAAAAGCCAGAACGCUCUUUCUCUGGGUGUCGUUGAACUGGACGCUUUGGCCAAUACGCCGCCGCCUCGGCCUCCGAAGCCAACGCACCUCUCUGACCGAAGGGCCGAGGAGCAGCCCUUUGGCGGGUUUCAAAAUGGACAUUCCGGGUUCUCUAGCAGUCAAAGGGUUGCGGUGCCGAGACGGAUCUCCAUGUCUGGCUUGGACUCCAUGAAGAAUUGGAGAGUUGACAUGGAUGAAAGUUCCUUAAGAAGCAGGGAUAAGAGGCUUAGCUUGAAUUUGCCAUGUCGGUUUAGCCCACUCUAUUCCAGCACUUCAAACAGUUCCGAGGACAGUUACGUGCCCAUGCACCCCAGUGCCUCCCCUCCCCUCCCCAGUUCUGACUGCACACCGGACGGCUACAUUCCCAUGAAUCCAGGCUCAACAGCGUUUGCCGUCUCCACUGUAAACACUGAAAAGCUCCCCAGCCCUCUGCCCGAACUUCCCACUGAUCUGGAACCGCCUCCGGUGAACCGGGAUCUCAAACCUCGCCGGAAAUUCCGACCGCCUCCGCUGGACCUGCGAAACCUGUCCACCAUCCGAGAACAUGCUGCCUUAACCAGGACGUGGACUGUGCCUUACAAUCGGACGAGCUUUAUCUCUCCAGAAAGAGACUGCAUUUAUUCGGCCAAAGUGUUUGCCAGUUCCAUUUCCGGAGAAGAGGAAGAGAGCUACAUUCAAAUGGAGCACCAACAAGCAACUUCGCCAUACAACGGAGCGUUGUUCCAGUGGCCAAAGAAGUUUAAUGUUGACUACUUAGCACUGGAUUUUAAUUCUGCUUCUCCAUCACCUGUACAAAAGAAACCUUUCCUCUCGGAAGAACAGCGGGUGGAUUAUGUCCAGGUGGACGAACAACGAACUCAGGCUCUCCAGAGCACGAAGCAGGAAUGGACGGACGAGCGGCAGUCCAAGGUCUGAAGGGGACAGGCACGCCUUGCUUGGUGAAGCAUAAUUUUGCACAUGGAAAUCCAGGUCGUUGGGACGGUCCAGUGCCGAUGGCAAGAAAGCCGAAGCGUCCCCUUCUUUCGAGCACCGAAAACGGACCAGUUCAUCGCUUUGCCACAUUAAUAACUUUCCAAGACGGACCCGUGGUACCUUUAAAACUUGAAACUGGGUGCCUUGGAACACUGAAUGGGAACCAAAUCCUCGUUGUGUCACACUGUAAUGACUCUUUUAUUGUGUCCUCCUCCCCCAAAAGAAUAUAGGGUAAAGCUAUAGCUAUUUAACAGAUGCUGCCUUGACCGGAGCAUCUGGUACUGACAGGAAGUGGGGGGAAAAGGGCUAAACCUUUGGAGUAAUGUGAAUUAAAGUGUCGCCGAAGGGUGGGAUAGCCCUUGAUCUGAAGCGUGUCGGCUUCAAUGCCAUAUUGGACCAUGUAAAUAGGACUUCGCACUGUGUCCCGUUUCGAAAUCCCUCGUCUCCAUCCUUUGCUUCUUCAUAGCUACUGUCACAAUAAAUGGGAGUCAUCUUCGCUGG